Triticum aestivum (bread wheat) is the source of this 1853-nucleotide messenger RNA. RefSeq names its product putative F-box protein At2g33190. Lineage: Eukaryota; Viridiplantae; Streptophyta; Magnoliopsida; Poales; Poaceae. The coding region runs from base 341 to 1570 and encodes 409 amino acids. The transcript has 2 exons. The record is from RefSeq and is a predicted model, not a curated record. Gene Ontology annotation, molecular function: protein binding.
CGGCGGCGCCGGCGAGGGAGGAGGACGUGGGCGAGGGGGCUGAAGGUGAGGCGGCGGGAAAUCGCCCGGUGAGUCGCGAGAGCAGCCCACGUGACGGAGGGAAAAGUGGCGGCGGAUUCCUUGGUUUUCACUGUUUCGUUCCCAAAUCAGAUUCGACAGGGCAGACAUAUCCGGUUGUCUCCCGGAUUGGAUUGGCGUGGGAAGGAUCUACAUCAGAACGCGGCCGGAGUAGCCGCCGGAGCUGCCGCAGUCUUGGUCUCUUUGAUUUGCAGCUCCGGCCGCCCGUGUGAUCGUAGUCGACCUGCUCUGAAGCUGUGGUGUUCGUCUCUGUCCAUCCACAAUGGAAGCUCCGGUUCCAGAUUGGUCCGGGUUACCAGCGGACAUAUUGAUCAGCGUAUUCCAGUUGCUUGAGUGCCCGGACCUCCUCCGAUCCGCCGCCGUCUGCACAUUCUGGCAAAAGGCAUACUCCAUGUUCCGCCGCAGCGGCGUCUGCCCCAGUCAGCAGACCCCCUGCUUACUCUAUUGUACCGAGGCCGCCGGUGCGAAGGCUCUUGGCAUGUACAGUCUCUCCGAACGGAAGUCCUACUCCAUGCCCCUCCCUGAACCUCCCAUCAGCAACUGGAUUGGUUCAUCACAUGGAUGGAUAGUCACCAUGGAUGAGAAGUCUGACCUGAUGCUGCUCAACCCUAUCACCGGUGACAAGAUUACACUCCCUCCUGUGACAACCAUGGAGCAUGUUAAACCUAUCGUAAACGACGACGGGGUUCUUGAAAAGUACAAGAUGUCUUUCUACGACGGAGAGCUUCCGAGGGUGGAGGAUACACCCUAUGCAUGCCCUUUGGAUAGGUACGGAGAUCUGGUCUAUCUGAAGGCAAUUUUGUCGUCCGAUCCAUCGGCAGGGGAAUGCACUGUCAUGCUCAUCCAUCAGCCAUACGCUCAGCUCUCAUUCGCCAAAGUGGGAGAUGCUCACUGGAACUGGCUCCAAAUGCAUAGUUUCUAUGCAGAUUGCAUACACCAUGAUGGCUGUUUCUACGCAAUGACUGCGGCAGGCGCAAUCGAUGUGUUUGAUUUGAACGGAUCAUCUGUCGUCCACAGAAGGAUUUUACCAAAUCUAGUUCGGAUGCUCGAGAAGUGCUACAUUGUUCAGGCACCAUGGGGAGAUGUCCUCCAAAUCAUUAAGGAGGAGAGUUUGGAUCCUGAACAACCAGAUGGUGAGACAUAUGUCACUGCUUAUGAAGUGUACAAGGUUGAUUUUGUUGAGCUGAAGCGUGUCAAGAUGAGAGGGAUAGGUGAAUAUGCAUUGUUUACUGGGAAAAGCACAACAUCUUGCUUUAGCUUAAAGGAUCAUCCAGGCUUGAUGGCAAACCAUCUAUAUUUUACUCAUGAUGAUCACGACGAAUUACUCAGCGGCAAAGAUGAUCCACGUGACAUAGGAGUGUACGACUUGGAAAAUGAUACCAGAACCAAUUUGGUUGAUCCUGAACCCUGGAGGACGUGGUUCCCUCCCAUAUGGUGCACACCCAACCUUGCAAAAGCAGGAUUUCCAGAUGAUAAUGGUGAGGCGCAAUAGGAUUAAGCCCGAAGACAACGGCCAAUUGCUUCCUGAUAUUCUGUCUUGCGGCACUCUUUGCCGGUUCAUGGAGGGAGAAGUUGCCAAUGGACUUGCCGUGUGCUAGUCUUGUAGUAGUGGCCUUUUUUCUUUGAUGAUGAAGCUCGUCUCUGUGUAAUUGCUUUCUAAGUUUCGAAUUUCAAGUGGGCUAUGAGUCAACUCAUCCCCGGCGUCUGAUGUUGUGUCGUCUUGUACUACUACUAGGCUUUGAAAUUGACAAAAACUGGGGCACCCCUUUCAUUCC